Molecule: messenger RNA, 1683 nt
Organism: Ogataea philodendri
Lineage: Eukaryota; Fungi; Ascomycota; Pichiomycetes; Pichiales; Pichiaceae
Exons: 1
Coding region: 1-1683 (560 amino acids)
Biological process (GO): DNA repair; DNA replication
Cellular component (GO): nucleus; Slx1-Slx4 complex
Source: RefSeq, a predicted model, not a curated record
AUGUCUGACUUUUUACUAGGCACACAGGCCCAAGCACAAAUAGAGGAAUGGGAAUCAAACGAUGGAGAGCGCAAAAAACUCAAUAGUUUGAAGCAGAAGUUUUCUCUGGCUCCAAGCGUGCCAGUCAAAGCAAAACAUAAGGCUGCUUUGACAAGGAGACCCAAGAUCAAGAGUUUAGGAGAUCAAAUGUCAAAGAAAUAUGGUAAGAAGAAUGAUAAUGUUGCUGUUCUUUUAGCAUUAUCAGGGAAGAAACGAAAGGUCAAAGACAUCAUAAGAAGUAUAGCCAGGAUCGAGGAAAAAUCUACUGAAAAAGCCCAAGACUUGGAUGAAAUCAACCUAUUAUAUUCCAAGGAUGAGUGGGUCGAAGUGCGAGACGAAAUCACCAGAAAUCUGCCCAAGUUGUCCAAGAGCGCAAAGAUGACACUUGAUCUCAUUUCUGAGAAGUACGACAAACAACGUGAAAAUAAACAGUUGUGGCAAGAAUCUUCAACCCCGCCUCUAGUGUUUAGUAAGGACGAGAUCCAGAACCUGUACGACUUCGAGAAAGAUGAGAAGAGUUUCAUAAGUUCAGAGUCCGAUUCAGAAGAUCUUGUCGUGACCUUGUCUCAAGUCAUGCAUCGAGAAGCUUCUGAAAUCACAGGCUCCGAAAAGUCUGUUCCUUGUACCCCAGAAGAGGACUACAAAGAUUCUGAACUUUCAUGGAUAACUUACGAAACGUGCGCAAUACAAUCAAGGCAAUUGGAGGGACAACGGAAACAGGUGUACAAAGUAUCAGAUGAUAGUAAUUUGGAGGUGGCAGGAACGCAGCAAGAUCCAAUCGAUUUAUCUAGUCAAGCUGGAGGCGAUAUACAGGUAUUGGAUAGCGUCUAUCUGAAGAGUUUCGAGGACCCCAAGACAACAGGUGGAGAAGUCGAGGUUGUGACAUCUUCUCCUAUACAGGCAGAUGAAGCUGUUGUUAUAGAGAGUUCGUCUCCAAUCAACCGAGAACAAUCAAUGACCAAUAAAACAACGGAGGAAGUUAGUGAAGAGGUAUUCUCCAUGAGUGCCAAAUCGGAAACGCCAUCGCUUCACGGGAAAAGUGGUCACGUUAGCGAAGACGAGUUUUUCAGUUGCACCGAAUUUUUCGCCGAUAAGCUCAAGGAAAUAGAUACGCUAUCUAAGGUCGAGAAAGUUGUCCCUGACUCGCAGCCGGAUUACGAUGAAUUGACAAUCGAUUUUGAAAAAUUCAGUACCCAGCAGUUGAAGAAGCAAAUAACUGAAUGGGGCCUGAAACCUGUGCGAUCUCGGACCCAGAUGGUUCAGUUAUUAAACUCGACGCUGAAGCUGAUUGAUCGAAGCCAACUAAAGACUGUUGAACGCACCGAAGCACAAGGAGAAGGACUGUUACGGUUCAGUCAAGCCGAACUUAAUAAAGGAUACGAUGACCAUCAGAUGACACAGAGUACAAUACAAACAGUGCGAAGCAGUAUGUUUUUGAAUAUUCGGACUAUUUUACAGAACGAGCCAAAACUGCAUAGAGAUAUAUUGCUGCUGCGUCCUAUCAAUUUCAAUGAAGUAACUGCAGUUCUGGAGAAAAACGGUCUUCAGAUGGAUGCGUACACCGUACGCGAUUUUCUGGAUGAGAUGGGAAUAUGUUUCACUGUGAAGGAGGAUGAGAUCGAGGUCGAUAAUGAUGAGAUCUAA